Messenger RNA from Umbelopsis ramanniana AG, 884 nucleotides. RefSeq lists its product as uncharacterized. Gene Ontology annotation, biological process: endoplasmic reticulum membrane organization. The record is from RefSeq and is a predicted model, not a curated record. Bases 264 to 806 code for a protein of 180 amino acids. Gene Ontology annotation, cellular component: plasma membrane; endoplasmic reticulum membrane. Lineage: Eukaryota; Fungi; Mucoromycota; Umbelopsidomycetes; Umbelopsidales; Umbelopsidaceae. The transcript has 5 exons.
CUUUGGCAUUGACCAAGACGAUGAAUUCGGUAGUCAGUCGACAUUAAAUCCGCCCUACGGUGUGUUGCAUUCGGUGUAAUAUUCAACGUCUUGAGGCGCUCAAACAGCAAAAUGUUAUCCCAUGACACGGCUUUCAGUUCAUAGUCCGCCGCACAACAACCAUAUUUUGGGGACGUCCCCCCAUAAUAACUAUUAAGUGUACUUGGAAACAGGUUGUCAAGCAACACCAAUUCUUCUUUUCUCUUUCGUAUUUUUCUUCACACAUGAACUCCAAUCCGGCCAUUCGAAUCUCUCCUCCAGAAUUUCAAUUUUAUGCUUCAAGGAGCUCUUCUGGAUACAUCAGCCGACUUACGAUUCGAAACCUCAUAGAUCGACCUGUUGGUUUCAAGCUUAAGACCAACGCUCCGGCAAGGUACAGUGUCAAGCCGGUUCUUGCCUCACUUGCUCCUAAUGCGGUCAUGGAAGUAUAUGUGAGGUCCGACUCGGAAGUGAUGCCAGAAGACAAAUUUCUUAUUCAGAGCCUACCGCUCACCCCGGCCGAAGCUCAAGACAAGCUCUCUUCCACUUCUUGGCGCCUGCUAGACAGACGGAGAAUAACUGAGAACCUCAUUAACUGCUCCAUGAUGCGUGGUUUCCGCGCACAUACACUGAGCCAAAGCUCAACUCGAUCUCCAACACCCUCCAAAUUUUCUCAACUCACCCCACCAUCCUCACCUACGAAAUUAUCUAAUGAAAAUUGGGCUCAAGGAGCUUCAGAGGUAUAUAAUAAAUUCCAGUUGAUAAUUGAACAAGUGACAGGGUACUGACUUUCUCAACAGAGUAUGCAAGUAUGCAAGAUCGCAUUUCUCUCCAAAGUAACGAAGAUGCAAAUCUUGGUAGUCAGU